AUGCCCAUCAAGCUCCUCACCUCCCCUCCCGAAGCACUCUCGCGCGACGAGCUCGCCUCCAUCUCACGGUCGACCCCCUCGACCUUCGAGGGCAUCCCGCCUCUCACGCGGCACCACGAGCCGCAGGGCGUGCGGAUCAAGGUCGAACCGGCUUUCGAGGGCUUCAGCGGUGAAGGCGUCGAGGGCGCGCUGUGGGUCACGGAGGGUGCCCUGUCCUUCUUCUCCGCCGCCUCAUCCACCGGCCUCACGAUCCCCUACCCGCACAUCACCCUCCACGCCGUCUCCCGCCAGCCCGCCCCUGCCUCGUCGUCUUCCUCCGCACAAGCAAACGGCUCUUCAGCAGCCGCAACGGGCGGAGCGUGCAUCUACUGCCAGCUCGAGGAGAGUGAGGAGAUUGCGGAGGAUGACGAGGGAGGAGAGAUGAGGGAGAUGUGGAUCACGCCGGAGGACGAGGCGAGCGUCGACAAGAUCUUCUCGGCCCUCUCGCUGUGCGCUUCCCUCCACCCCUCUGCCUCCGACUCCCUCACCCAACCCUCCGUCAUCCCCGCCUCCGCGCACGCCUCCUCCUCCGGCGCAGCGAGCGACUCCCAAGCCUCGCUCUUCGCCUCGAUGGGCCUCGACCCGUGCAGUAUGGUUUACGCGACGGCUGAUGGUGGGAUCGCAGGACCGGGAUUGGCGCUGAUGGGCGAGGAGGAGGGGCAGUGGGAUGAUGUUGAGGAGGGAGAGGCAGAGGGGGAGGAGCAGGCGGAGAGCAGUGCUGGGCGGACGAGGAGCGACUUUGUGAACGAGGGGAGGGCGAGGGGCGCGCCUUAUUGA
Molecule: messenger RNA, 816 nt
Organism: Rhodotorula toruloides NP11
Lineage: Eukaryota; Fungi; Basidiomycota; Microbotryomycetes; Sporidiobolales; Sporidiobolaceae
Exons: 3
Coding region: 1-816 (271 amino acids)
Biological process (GO): mRNA cis splicing, via spliceosome
Cellular component (GO): cytosol; spliceosomal complex
Source: RefSeq, a predicted model, not a curated record